CGCGCGCCGGCCCCAUUGUUCGUGCGCCCCAGUGAUGUCACCGCGGCCGGUCCCCGGGCCCCCGUUGCCGUGAAUGAGGCCGGUGCCGAGCGGCGGGAGCCAAUGGGAGCGCAGAGGCUGGGCGGCGGCGGCCAAUGGCGGCGGCGGGAGCGCACGCGGCGCGGGGCGCGCGGCCGGGCCCCGAGGAGAUGACGGGGCGGCUGCCGGGGCGGCGCGCGCUCGGCAAAGUUUGCGCGCGGCGUGCGCCGGGCCGCCGUGGGCCCGCGGAGCGCGGCGCGCCGAGCGCUUUAUAGCGCGCCCCGAGGUGUGCCGCCGCCAGCCCUCCCCGCCGAGCAUGGACCCGCCGACGGGCGCGCCGGGCCAGCACCAGCACCAGCACCAGCACCAGCACCAGCACGAGCCCAUCAGCUUCGGCAUCGACCAGAUCCUCAACAGCCCCGAGCAGGAGAGCGCGCCGCAGCCGCCCCCGCGGGGCCCCGACGGCGCGGCCUUCCUGGGCGGCCCCGCCGGCCGCCCCGGCGCCCCGUACCCGGCGCUCGCCGCCCCCUUCCCGGCCAUCGCGGCGCCCUUCGAGGAGUCUGGAUCUUACAGUGUGAACCUGAGCCUGGCCCCGGGCGGCGUGAUCCGGGUGCCGGCGCACAGGCCCAUCCCCGGGGCCGUGCCGCCGCCCAUCUCGGGCGCCAUCCCCGCCAUGCCCGCCGUGCCCAGCCUCGGCGGCCUCAACUUCCCCUGGAUGGAGAGCAGCCGCCGCUUCGUCAAGGACCGCUUCACAGCGGCGGCGGCGCUGACGCCCUUCACGGUGACGCGGCGCAUCGGGCACCCCUACCAGAACCGGACGCCGCCGAAGCGCAAGAAGCCGCGCACGUCCUUCUCGCGGGUGCAGAUCUGCGAGCUGGAGAAGCGCUUCCACCGGCAGAAGUACCUGGCCUCGGCCGAGCGCGCCGCCCUCGCCAAGUCGCUCAAGAUGACGGACGCGCAGGUGAAGACCUGGUUCCAGAACCGGCGCACCAAGUGGCGGCGGCAGACGGCGGAGGAGCGGGAGGCCGAGCGGCAGCAGGCGAGCCGGCUGAUGCUGCAGCUGCAGCACGACGCCUUCCAGAAGUCGCUCAACGAGUCCAUCCAGCCGGACCCGCUGUGCCUGCACAACUCCUCGCUCUUCGCGCUGCAGAACCUGCAGCCCUGGGAGGAGGAGAGCGCCAAGAUCCCGCCCGUCACCUCCCUCGUCUAGGCCCGCCGCCCCGGCGCCCGGACUCUGCCGCCGCCCGGCCGCGGCCGCCCCGGCGGGUCGAGCGGGCCCGGGAGCCGCGCCGCAGCCGCAGCCGCAGCCGCAGCCGCAGCCGCAGCCGCAGCCGCAGCGAGCCGGGGCCGGGGCCGGGGCCGGGGCCGGGUCGCCGCGUCGCUCCGCCGCGCCAGCAGCGCGGCCCCGCCGCCCCGUUUGUAUAUUCGUGUCGAUGUUCCACUAGGAAGGGAGAUAUGUCACUUUUUGUAAGAAGUGUUAAUAAUUUAAUUUAUUUAUGCAUCGAGAUUUUGGGCACUAUUAAUAUGGAAUUAUAUAAAACCUCGAUUAUUUAUAUCGAAAUCCGAACAUAGGUAUUUUGUGUUGGCUUUGGAACAAAAGGCUAUUUUUUUUUCCUGUUCUGAGGAUAGUCUAAAGAAGAAAUACCUACCUAUCGCUUAGCGGAGGGGACUAAGUGGAGCCGGUGACUCGUUAGCUUAGGAAACCCGAUUAAGCCGAAAAGCAGUAGCUUCCAUCUGUCCCAGGUGAAGUUAAUGUCAUCCGUAAUUUAUUCACCGUAGUAAUAAGGGCUCCUUUCAGGCAACACACACUUUUAUUUCGUCCUAGCCUUCCCAGCCGAUGAGCUUAGCCCCCGGAAAGCAGCACCUACGCCCUCCCCUUUCGCCAUCGACUCUAGAGAAAGCGCCUUAUGUUUCAUAAUAAAGAAGAUUUGGGGUUGACACAGACCAUGUAUAAUACUUUGUACUUGCUGAGACGUGUAAAUAAACGUUUUCUUUAAAAA
Molecule: messenger RNA, 2018 nt
Organism: Dromaius novaehollandiae (emu)
Lineage: Eukaryota; Metazoa; Chordata; Aves; Casuariiformes; Dromaiidae
Gene: TLX3
Product: T cell leukemia homeobox 3
Exons: 3
Coding region: 74-1228 (384 amino acids)
Biological process (GO): animal organ development; regulation of transcription by RNA polymerase II
Cellular component (GO): nucleus
Molecular function (GO): RNA polymerase II cis-regulatory region sequence-specific DNA binding; DNA-binding transcription factor activity, RNA polymerase II-specific
Source: RefSeq, a predicted model, not a curated record